This is a messenger RNA of Halichondria panicea, 1999 nucleotides long. RefSeq names its product GTP-binding protein 4-like. Gene Ontology annotation, biological process: ribosomal large subunit biogenesis. Gene Ontology annotation, molecular function: GTPase activity; GTP binding; RNA binding. Lineage: Eukaryota; Metazoa; Porifera; Demospongiae; Suberitida; Halichondriidae. The transcript has 3 exons. Gene Ontology annotation, cellular component: nucleolus. The record is from RefSeq and is a predicted model, not a curated record. The coding region runs from base 5 to 1915 and encodes 636 amino acids.
AACUAUGAGUCACUACAACUUCAAGAAGAUUACUGUGGUCCCCUCCUCCAAGGACUUUGUAGACAUUGUUCUGUCCAAGACUCAGAGGAAAACACCAACUGUUGUUCACAAGCACCUAAAGAUCUCUCGAAUCCGUCAGUUCUAUACUAAGAAAAUCAAAUUCACACAACAAAACUUCCAUGACAAAUUGUCAGCCAUUUUGAGCGAGUUUCCCAAGCUAGACGAUAUCCAUCCUUUUUACGCUGACCUCAUGAAUGUACUCUAUGAUAAAGAUCAUUACAAGCUUGCACUGGGUCAAGUCAACACCGCCAAACACCUCAUCGAUAAUGUCUCAAAGGAUUACGUCCGUCUUGUCAAGUUUGGCGAUUCCCUGUAUCGCUGUAAGCAGCUGAAGAAAGCCGCACUUGGUCGAAUGUGCACAAUUAUGAAAAGACAGAAUCAAAGCCUUCAAUAUCUAGAGCAAGUUCGUCAGCACUUGGCUCGACUGCCCUCAAUUGAUCCGAACACGCGCACACUUCUCGUCUGUGGUUUUCCAAAUGUUGGCAAAUCGAGUUUCAUGAAUAAAAUCACCCGGGCUGAUGUGGAUGUUCAAUCGUACGCUUUCACGACAAAAUCUCUGUUUGUUGGACACAUGGAUUAUCGGUAUCUUCGCUGGCAGGUUGUCGACACUCCAGGGAUUCUUGAUCACUCUCUUGAAGAACGAAACACGAUUGAAAUGCAGGCCAUCACGGCUCUGGCUCAUCUUCGGUCUGCCAUUCUGUAUAUCAUGGAUAUUUCGGAACAGUGUGGUCAAACUAUUGAGCAGCAACUAGAGCUCUUUGAGAACAUCAAGCCACUGUUUGCUGGCAAGCCUCUGAUCGUUGCCCUCAACAAAAUCGAUAUUAUACAACCGGACGAGCUCAGAGACGAUGCUAAAGCCCUCAUAGCAAAACUUGAAACGGAGAAUGUUUUAGUGAUACCCAUGAGUACAGUCACUGAAGAUGGGAUUGUUGAUGUGAAAACAAGAGCUUGUGAUCUUCUGCUGGCACAGAGAGUGGAUAUGAAACUGAAGAGUAAAAAAAUGCCUGAUCUUCUGAAUCGCUUGCACCUGGCCAUACCCAAACCUCGAGAUGCUGUAGAGAGGCCACCUUUCAUUCCACCGGGGGCCAAGCUAAAGACGACUAAAAUGGAAGUCAGUACUACUGAGAAAUCUACUGAGCAAGAACAGUCCGCAAAACGACUUGAACGUGACAUUGAGCUGGAAAUGGGAGAGGACUAUUUCCUCGAUCUGCAGAAACAUUACACGCUCUCAAACGAAGACGAAAAAUACGAUCCAAUUCCUGAGAUUUUCGAAGGCAAGAACAUUUCCGAUUAUAUCGAUGCUGAAAUAUUGGAGAGGCUGGAAGAACUGGAUAAAGAAGAGGAAAUGCGAGAAGCAGCUGGAGUGUAUGAGUCGGAACCAGAGGAUGAGGAAACGCUGAAAAUUCGAGAAACGGCAACCAAAAUUCGCAGGAAGAAAGCGUUCCUUCGAAAGCAAAGUUGGGAGAAGAAGAGUCGUAACUAUCCUGUGAUGCCCCGUACAUCUGUACGCGAGAGUCGGCCCAGACAGAGGGCUGACGGGAUGGACUUGGAGGACGGGGACACUGACAUGGGCCGUGAUGUCUCCACUCUGGCUGGCAAGAAGAGGCCACGGUCUCAGUCUCGGGCUCUGUCUGUAACUGGCUCUAAAGUACACUCGUCCUCGAGACCUCCCAGAGACAAGUCAGGAGUGAGAGAUGCCAGUCAGCAAGCUGAAGCCACGAAGAAAAUCCGUUUGGUUCAAAGGAAUUUCGCUCGUAUGGGCAAGGCAGGAGAGUCUGAUCGUCACAUUCCCACACUGAAGCCCAAGCAUCUGUAUGCAGGCAAACGAAAGCAAGGAAAGACUUCUAGAAGAUAGACUAUAAUUAUACCCACAUGUAUGGACGUUAUUAUAAUUUUUUAGUGUGAUUAUCAUAAUUAAUUAUUCUACAAUUGGUAAAGA